UGUACAUCAAUGUACAGGAAAGUGGACUUUGUCAACUUUCACUCUCCUCCCAGUUCAAACUCUGAUAACCCUGCUAUACGGGUGCAGAACUAAGAUAAGAUGGCUCUAGCAGGACUUCGUGUCAUUGAGUUUGCUGGCCUUGCCCCUGGACCAUUCUGUGGGAUGGUCCUCUCAGACUUUGGAGCGAAAGUCAUCAGAAUAGACAGGACUCGCAGCCGCCAAUCAAUUGACUGCCUGGCUCGUGGAAAAAAGUCUAUCCAAGUCGACGUGAAACAGAAGAAAGGCCAAGAAGUAGUUGCUAAGCUGUGUCAGACUGCUGAUGUCUUAGUGGAGCCAUUCAGACCAGGUGUGAUGGAGAGACUAAACCUAGGACCAGAUCGACUUCUCUCUGUAAAUCCACGCCUGAUUUAUGCCCGAUUAACUGGUUAUGGUCAGGUUGGACCAUUUGCUGACAAAGCAGGCCAUGACAUUAACUAUAUAGCAACUUCAGGUGUCUUGUCAACACUGGGAAGGGAAGAAGAAAAUCCCUAUGCGCCAAUCAAUCUUGUCGCUGACUUUGCUGGUGGUGGCCUCGCCUGUGCCAUGGGUAUUCUGACUGCUUUGUAUGAGAGAAGCCAUUCUGGUAAAGGCCAAGUUAUUGAUGCCAGCAUGACUGCUGGAGCUGCUUAUGUUGGUUCUUGGCUUUGGAGAUCACGAAAUCUCGAUUUUGUGUGGACCAGUGAAAAGCGUGGGACUAACCUACUUGAUGGUGGCCAACACUUCUAUGAUACUUAUAAGACGUCAGAUGGAAAGUACAUGUCUGUUGGUGCAUUGGAACCAAAGUUCUAUGCUGAUGUCCUCCAAGGUCUUGGUUUGACUAUGGACGAAGUGAGCCAGUUGGAUGACCCAAAAGCAUCAAAGCAAAAGUUUUCAAAGAUUUUCCUUACAAAGACGCAAGACGAGUGGUGUAAGAUAUUCAAUGGACUAGAUGCCUGUGUAAUGCCGGUGUUAGACAGAGACCAGGCACCAAAUCAUCCACAGAAUAAAGCAAUGGGAACGUUUGGUGUGGAUGAAAAUGGUGAAACGGAGGUUUUGCCUGCACCAAAGCUGUCACGGACACCUGGGACGGUGGCUGGGCCUGAACCAAAGGUUGGGGAACAUACAAGGGAAACAUUAAUUGAAAUAGGCUAUAGUCAAGAGGACAUUGAUAAGCUAAUCGAAAUGGGUGCUGUGGAAUGUGGUGUUUCAAAACCUAAACUGUGAUCAUAAUACUGUAAAGUAUUUGAUAGAAUAUUGUAGAAGCAGGUCUGGAACGAGCUGCAGGUGAGUUUUCAACUGACAUCAUAUGUUACAAAUGAAUAGUCUGUUCUUGUGGACUCCAUGGUCACAUAACAAUAGGCCCAAGGCCGAAUAAAAAAAGGUGUCCUAAUGCCAACACAAGGAUCAAUGUAUUCAACUAUAAUUCAAUUGCCUAUCAUUUAUUCUUGUUAUGAUUGAAGCUAUUAUUCAGUUAGGAAUGGUGUUUUUAGAUGGCAGCACUAAUUAAAGCUUCUGGUGUUGGUGAGGAUCUUUUGCGGGAAUCGAGGCAAUUUGAUAUGCCGUGAAGGUGGCUGUAUACCUCAGAUUUGUAUUAUAACAAAAGCCACCUGUUUCAGGCUCAACUAUUUUAUACAAAUGUACAAAGCUAAUGAUAUUUCAUUAAUUGUUGAA
Messenger RNA from Lineus longissimus, 1689 nucleotides. Its product is annotated as alpha-methylacyl-CoA racemase-like. The record is from RefSeq and is a predicted model, not a curated record. The transcript is spliced from 7 exons. Gene Ontology annotation, biological process: bile acid metabolic process. Lineage: Eukaryota; Metazoa; Nemertea; Pilidiophora; Heteronemertea; Lineidae. Gene Ontology annotation, cellular component: mitochondrion. Bases 100 to 1242 code for a protein of 380 amino acids. Gene Ontology annotation, molecular function: alpha-methylacyl-CoA racemase activity.